GGGACGCUGCAGCGAGCGAGAGGCAGCGCACGGGGGCAGUCAGGUCGGUGCUGUCUGGCUGAACGGAACGUUGUAACCAUGCUGCGGCUGCUGCUGUGGACAACGCUGUUAGCGGCGGGUGUUACCAGCUACUACACUGGUCUUCCGACCAGGACGCGUCUGGUUCGCACCAAGGAAGGUCCUGUCCGCGGUUACCUCGAAAGAAGCGCAUCUGGAAAAGCGUUCUUCGCCUUCAGGGGUAUCCCGUACGCGCGGCCACCGGUAGGUGAGCUUCGCUUCCAACCACCGCAGCGCCACCUGGGCUGGAAGAGGCCGCUGGAUGCCAAAGAACACGGCAGUGUCUGUCCGCAGAUCGACACGUUUAGCGAGACGCCGCUGAUUGGCAACGAGGACUGUCUCUUCGUGAACGUCUAUACUCGGCAGGUGCGCACCCGCAUGCAAAGCGUCAGCAGUCAGCCCGUUAUGAUAUUCGUUCACGGCGGUAUGUAUAUUCGCGGCAGCGGCAACGACCGCUACUACGGCCCCAAGUACCUGAUGGACGAGGACAUCGUGCUGGUGACGUUCAACUACCGGCUCGGAGUGUUCGGCUUCCUGACGACCUACGACGCGGCGGCUCCUGGAAACUACGGACUGCGCGACCAGGUGCUGCUGCUGCAGUGGGUGCAGGACAACAUCGCCAGCUUCGGCGGAGACCCGAAAGCGGUGACAAUCUUUGGUGAAUCGGCGGGCGGAGUGAGUGUUUCACUUCUGGUACUGAGUCCUCUUACUAAAGGUCUGUUCCACCACGCCAUCAGCCAGUCGGGAUCGGCGCUGGCCAACUUUGGUGCCAGCGGAAGAAAAAUGGGCUUCACGGAUGAGCUGGCUGAGAAGCUGGGCUGUCCGGUCGCGAACAUCACUGAGAUGGUCGGUUGUCUGACCCAGGUGCCAUCAUCUCAGUUUUUAGCAAGUGCAAGUCCCUUUGAACAUCUGUAUCAGCCUCGUGUAGAUGUAGAGGUGGAGCACCCUUUUCUCCCGGAAGAUCCACGACUUCUGCUCGAGAGGGGAGAAUUUAAUCUCGUGCCGUGGAUGCAAGGAGUCACAGAAGAAGAGGGCUGGCCAUUUGUGCCGAUAUUUGCCGUUGUUGAGUCAAUUUUUCUGGGUGUCAUGGAGGGCGACACGUUCUCUUGGGGCUUGAUGUCUGAUCUUACAACCAGAACGGCAUCCAGUAUUCUUGAAUGUGAUGCUGACCCAACUGCAGAGGCAACCAAAGUAAGAGAUUUCUACACUGAUCUGGUCAUUGCUGAUCUAAACCCCUUCCUUCUGGUUGCUCGAGUAAUAAGUGAUCGUUUCUUCAACGCAGCUCUGUGGGCUGAGAGCAGUCUAGCGUCUCGGCACACGGCAGUCUACCAGUACAUGUUUGAGUACAAGGGACCGGGCCGACUAUUCUUCAGCAAUAUCAGCACUCUGGAGGUCUCGAACACAGACGCUGGACACGGCGACGAGCUGAUGUACCUCUUCAGUCAGACGGAGCUUCCUCUGGAGAAGCCGGGCACACCGAACCACAACAUGAUCCGCAACAUGGUCAGCCUGUGGACCAGCUUCGCCAGGACCGGGAAGCCCACUUCCGAGUCGCCAGCCGCUCCGGACUGGCCCAUCUUCACGGAGCAGAGCCAGCGGCACAUGAGGCUAGACUCGAAUCUCACCAUCGGCAAAAAGUUGUUCGAGGAUCGGGUCAAGUUCUGGCAGACGAUCGCUGUGAACGAGCCCUGGAGGCGUCCGACGGGUGCAGACUGCGAGCGACUGGAUAUCCGCUUUUCAUUUGCUCCUCUCGGAGAGCCAAUUGACGACACUCUAGCGUUCUAUAACGCCAUGCACCAGAUGUUUAAGUAGCGAAUAUGCGAUGAACUUAACAUGCCGAUUGCAAUGCCUGUGUCCUUUUGUUUGUCGUGCAGUUUGAGUAAAACCACCGACAAGAGCUAUUCGGCUAUCAAUAUGAUACAAAAUCAAUUGUUGUCAUGUCCAGUUUCUGCCAUACGUGGGUAUUUGAUUUUAUGAGCUAGCAUGUCCAUAAUGCUCAGUACUCCCGACUUUGAACACGUGUAUUGGGCCCAGUCUUCGAGGCAUGUAAAUAAAAACAAAACAAGCAAAAAACAAAACAAUGCUGCA
Amphibalanus amphitrite is the source of this 2145-nucleotide messenger RNA. RefSeq names its product juvenile hormone esterase-like. The record is from RefSeq and is a predicted model, not a curated record. NCBI's taxonomy places the organism in Eukaryota, Metazoa, Arthropoda, Thecostraca, Balanomorpha, Balanidae. Bases 79 to 1869 code for a protein of 596 amino acids. The transcript has a single exon.